Molecule: messenger RNA, 696 nt
Organism: Symphalangus syndactylus (siamang)
Lineage: Eukaryota; Metazoa; Chordata; Mammalia; Primates; Hylobatidae
Product: NKG2-C type II integral membrane protein-like
Biological process (GO): positive regulation of natural killer cell mediated cytotoxicity; stimulatory C-type lectin receptor signaling pathway
Source: RefSeq, a predicted model, not a curated record
AUGAAUAAACAAAGAGGAACAUACUCAGAAGUGAGUCUGGCCCAGGAUCCAAAGAGGCAGCAAAGGAAACUUAAGGGCAAUGAAAGUUCCAUUUCAGAAACCGAACAGGACAUAUUCCAAGUAGAAUUAAACCUUAAAAAUGCUUCUUUGGAUCGUCAAGGGAAUGACAAGACAUAUCACUGCAAAGGUUUACUGCCACCUCCAGAGAAGCUCACUGCUGAGGUCCUGGGAAUCAUUUGCAUUGUCCUGAUGGCCACUGUGUUAAAAACAAUAGUUCUUAUUCCUUUACUGGAGCAGAACAAUUUUUCCCUGAAUAGAAGAAUCCAGAAAGCACAUCAUUGUGGCCAUUGUCUUGGGGAGUGGAUUACAUAUUCCAACAGUUGUUAUUACAUUGGUAAGGAAAAAAGAACUUGGGAAGAGAGUUUGCUGGCCUGUGCUUCGAAGAACUCUGAUCUGCUUUCUAUAGAUAAUGAAGAAGAAAUGAAAUUUCUGGGCUCCCUGUCAGUUCUCUCAUGGGUUGGCAUCUCUCGUAGUAGCAGUGAUCAUCCAUGGGUGUCAAUAAAUGGCUCAACGUUCAAACACGGGAUAACAGAAUCAGAUAUUGGUAAACAUAACUGUGUAAUGCUGCACUCAUCUGGGCUUAAAUCACACAGAUGUGGAUCUUCACAACUAUAUAAUUGUAAGCAUAAACUUUAG